Molecule: messenger RNA, 669 nt
Organism: Drosophila mojavensis
Lineage: Eukaryota; Metazoa; Arthropoda; Insecta; Diptera; Drosophilidae
Gene: mRpL35
Product: 39S ribosomal protein L35, mitochondrial
Exons: 2
Coding region: 106-624 (172 amino acids)
Biological process (GO): translation
Cellular component (GO): mitochondrion; ribosome
Molecular function (GO): structural constituent of ribosome
Source: RefSeq, a predicted model, not a curated record
GUGUUACUCUCCAACAGCUGAUUGGACAGAGCCAGAGGCUGUUACGCGACAGCGUUCCAUAAGAAAAUUUGGACAUUAUUUUGAUCAAUUAAAGACAAUACAGAAAUGCUACGUUCGCUGGUUGCAGGUGCAUUGCGCAGUGUCUGCCGCGCUCAGCCGGCGUUAGCGCUGCAGCAAACCCAAAGGAACUUUUUUGGUCAUUUGAUUGCUGCGGCUUCUCCUGCUCAGAGCAAAAGAAGUUUACUACCUGCUUGCAGCCUAACACCGACGUUAUUACAGCCAGCUGUGCUUGACGCAUUGCCCGCUCGCAGCGUCACGAAGUUCUCACUCAUCAAGGGCAAACGCAAGUCGGUGAAGGCGGUGCUGAAGCGCUUCAAGCGCCUGGAUUGGGGUGCCUGGAUUCGUACACACUCUGGCCGCCAUAAGAAGAUGUUUAAGAAGUCCCCAGAGCUGCGCCGUCGCCUACGUCAACAUGUCUUUACAAAUGCCACACAGAGCUGGCUGCUGGACAAGAUGGUGACGAGCUACUGGCGACGGCCUAAGCAUUAUAUCGAAGACCCAUAUGCUCCGUACCACAAACGCGAUGAAUACUUCGCAACCAAAUCGAAAACAUUUAAAGUGUAGUUGCUAAAUGAUUUAAUAACAUGUUUUUAACACUUGUUUACUUUA